CUCUUUGCUUUCCUGGGCUUCCUGACCAGCGCCCUGUGGAUCAACGCAGCUGCCACGGAGGUGGUGAACAUCUUACGGUCCCUGGGUGUGGUCUUCCGGCUGAGCAACACUGUCCUCGGGCUCACGCUGCUGGCCUGGGGGAACAGCAUUGGAGAUGUCUUCUCAGAUUUCACGCUGGCCCGCCAGGGCUACCCGCGGAUGGCGUUCUCGGCCUGUUUUGGUGGCAUCAUCUUCAAUAUCCUGGUGGGCGUGGGGCUGGGCUGCCUGCUCCAGAUCUCCAGGGGCCACGUGGAGGUGGAGCUGGAGCCGGAUGGACUGUUGGUGUGGGUCUUGGCUGGCACCCUAGGCCUCAGCCUCGUCUUUUCCCUGGUCUCAGUCCCACUGCAAUGCUUCCAGCUGAACAGAGUUUACGGCUGCUGCCUGCUCCUCUUGUACUUGACUUUCCUCCUGGUGGCCCUGCUCACUGAAUUUGGAGUGAUUCACUUGAAAACUGUGUGAGUGAAGCUGCGUCGGGGUCCGCCUGGUGGUCGGGAGGUGUCGCUGCAGGCGGUGAGAUGGAGGAUGAAGUGCCUUCGUUAGAACCCGCUCAGGCGAGCGUGGCCGAGGCCGAGACCAUCCAUGAACGGGGUGUGGGCUCGUGGGACUGUGCUCUCUGCCGAAGCUCCCCAGUCGCCGCUGUGUGCAGUAAGGGCAGCUAAACCUUGUUUCUGGGGCUGCGGAGGCUGGGCUUCCCUGUGGACAGAGUUCCAGGCAGCAGGUAGAAGACAUCCUUGCGUUAUCUCCAGAGCCUCUUGAAAGUUGGGGUCUGGGGCGAAGGGGAUGCCCGGGUGCCUUCCAGGCUGGAAGACCCCAAAGAGUUCAGGGCUGGAGAGAGUUGUGGAGGCCCAGGCCCCUCCCCAAAGUCACGCCCUGUUGCCUUCCUGCUGCUUCUCUCAGGGCUGCCAAACCCGGGUUUAGGGAGUCACGGUGACUCGGACCUGGCAGAUAGAACAGCUUGUGUGCUGUGGGUCUCAGGCCGAUGCGGGCUGAGUUCUAGAGCUGCGCUGUCCAACAGAAAUAAAAUGUGAGACACGUACCUAAUUUUGAAUCUUCUAGUCGCCACGUUAAUAAAGCCAAAAGAAAAAGGUGAAAUUAAUGAUAAUAUAUAUCACUCCAAAAUGGCAGCCAGUGGCACUGGCCCAUUAGUGGCUGCCAUAUUGGACGGCACAGCUCUAGACUCUGCCUCUAGAACGGUCUGCUGGCUUCGGAAGUUUCCCAGCUGCAAAACAGGAGUCAGUUUGACUGUGCCCUGUGCCUACCUCAGGGGGAGCCCCGGGCUGGGGUUCCUUUGCCUGCGGGCUCCUGGGAGGGUGAUGAGCGCUCCCGGGCGCCUUCCUGCUGUCAGCCAGUGACCCGCCUUUUCAAUAAGCAGCUCUUUCGUUUGCUCGAUGCCUUACGCCGGCAGUAAAGGGACUCAGCUGUUUUUUUUUCCAAUGAAAGAAUUAUUAAAUAUUUCAAGUAUACAGAAAAUAACAUACACCCAGCUGUUACUAGUUCUUCUUAACCUGGGUCAGGUUGACAAGUGGUCGGUUCCAGGGAAGGCUCUUGGGCCUGACGGAUCUGGACUUGGUGGCAUGUCUAGGGGUGGGGCUGAGGUAGGGUCAGGAACGGGCAUGGAUGGGUCCUCUCCCUGUUCCCCACGAUCUCAGAAGCCACCGAAUGCUGCCUGGUGGAAGUCACGAGGCAGCAGCCACGUGUACAAAGCAGAGGCUCUUUUAUUAAUAUGCCAGAAAUCCGGAGACGCGGUGGGUUUUCUAGGUAACAAAUCGCCAUCGUACAAAAACCUGACAGCGUCGCUCCCUCUGUCUGUACAAGAUGAUUGUCACGUGGUGUGGAGUAAGGCUGGGUUGGAGGAGAGAAGCAAGGAGGAGGGGCCAGAUGGUGUCCCCCCGAAAGCGGGGCAGGGGCCCGGGGCCAUCACAGACACUGACGGGUGGUGUGACCCAGACCCAGUCGGUGCAUCUCACCUUGGUGGUGUUCAGCUGACGUGGGAGGUGAGAGGGCAUACGAGCUGGAGCUCCUGGGUCCCCAGAGCUCACAGCCCUGGGUGACACCUGCUCCCUGCUCGAUGGCCUGUGUGCAAGUUGGAGGGUCAACUUGAGGAGGCCCCCAGUGACCCCGAAGGGGCAGCUGUCCUUAGCCUCAGUAACGAGGGUGCCCGCCAGUGGCUGGAAUCUGGUGCAUGCAUCAGCGCUGUUGCCACUUGGCCUUCAUCCCGUCCCCGGCUAAAGCCAGGGCCUCUCACAGGAUGGGGUUGGGAGGCCUGGACUAGAUCGCACUCUUCCUGGUACCAGCCUUCACCCUGGGGGCUGGGGGCCUGCGCUCAGUUUCCCUGGCGCCCCUCCCCAGGUUUCAGCCUCCUGGGGGCAGAUGCUGAGGUCGGGGGACUCACGCCCUCCUCUGAAAGCCGCCCCUUGACUGCUGCUUCCAGAAUGCCCGUUUCAAUACACAAAAGCUAAAAGGCACCCAAAUGUGCAAACAAAGUUCCUUCUCCGGAGAGGGGAAGGGGUUCUGGCCUGGGGCUUGGUGUCGAGCUGCCUGCGACGGCCCGUGGCCCUCCAGAGAUAAAAGAGGACAACGUCCGUCUCCCGAUUCCCUUGGGGAAUCUCAGUGGUUCUCAGUGAUUCGCUGUUUCCCUAAAGGGCUGUGCUUUAAAAACAGAAACAUCCACCACUUCUCCCCUAGUGAGGGGCAGAGCUGUGUGGUGCUGGCCAUGGGACCAGCCCGUCCAAGGCCGCAGUCGAGAAGACUUGGCCGUGGAGACGGGGCACCGCACCCCGGGAUCAGGCCCUGCCCGGCUGGGAAGAGGAUGUGGCGAGGGGGGAGUUUGCCCACCCGCCUCCCUAAGUCACGGAGGCAGUGGAGGCAGCUGGAAAAAGGGGGUUGGGGCAGGAUGCCCAGUGCGGGCCGCUUCCCCUGCCCGCCCCGCCCCUUUCACCCCUGCUUCUGCCGCCUCUGCUGCCUGCGCUGAGAUAGGCUCACAGCCCAGGAGAGCCGAGCCGACAGCCUGCUAUGGGUUCACGCCCCGACUGCAUCCUGAUCUCAGAGAACUCUCCCAAGGUCCCUGGGGAACUCAGGAAACUGACAGGCCACCUGAACCUACUCCCGGAGUGGAAACCUUGGGGUGAGCCGCGUCCCCAGCCCUACCUCAGUCAGGUCCACGGAGGGCAACUGCUCAAGGUGAGGGGAGAGCUGGCCAAGGAGACCACGGGUUCAGCCACAGGGCAGCCGUGGACAGCCUGAGGUGAGCCUCUGUGCUCUUUGUUCCCACUUGCAGCAAAUGCACACACGUGAAGGAUCUGCUGUUGUCUUUAGCAGAAUCCUGAAUUAACCAAAAUGUCUUUCUGCUUAAACAGGACAAUCCCAAAGAAAAGGGAUUUAAGGAGAAAGCCCAUUUCAGGAUCUGGUCUGGGGUGGUAGCCAUCGGCCUGGCCUCUUGCCCGUCUUCCUCCUCCUACUGGGCUGUGAUUCCAAAGGCCAUUUGAGAAGGAUUUUCAGCAACAAGGAUUGAAACCAAAAGAAGGGUAGGUGAGAAGGCUCACGGAGCCGGGAUACGGCCUCUCUUGCCUCCUGGCACUGGCUGAGAUCUGACCACACGGAAUAACCACAGCCCUGGAUCACUCGUUCCAGCAGGUGCGGGGUACUGGUCCCCCAAGGGAACGCCCAAUUUCAUUAUCAUAUCGAGAGACAUACCAACCCAAGGAUGUGGGUUCUUUCCUUCCUAAGUGGUUUUGUCCCUAAAGCAGAACACAGAAACCCCAGGAUGUGGGCCGCAGGGCAGGUUAGUGGGGAAGCUAGCUGUCAGCCUGGGUGGGAUUCUGAAAGCAGCAUCAGGAAGACGGUGUGGAUCUGGCCUAGGGACGCAGGCCCACGUUGAAGGCAAGCCCUGCAGAGAUCGGCAGAAUCCAUUCAAGUGCUCUUGUGCAGGGGCCUUCUGGAGCUUUCCAUGUUAAGAAGAGCUCCUAGUGGCCUGAUCUUCCCAAAAUGAAAUUGACUUCUGGGGUUAACAGGG
Messenger RNA from Physeter macrocephalus (sperm whale), 4051 nucleotides. RefSeq names its product mitochondrial sodium/calcium exchanger protein-like. Gene Ontology annotation, molecular function: calcium:sodium antiporter activity. The transcript is spliced from 4 exons. The annotation marks the transcript as partial. Gene Ontology annotation, biological process: calcium export from the mitochondrion; intracellular calcium ion homeostasis. Gene Ontology annotation, cellular component: membrane. The record is from RefSeq and is a predicted model, not a curated record. Lineage: Eukaryota; Metazoa; Chordata; Mammalia; Artiodactyla; Physeteridae.